Paramecium pentaurelia is the source of this 780-nucleotide messenger RNA. NCBI's taxonomy places the organism in Eukaryota, Ciliophora, Oligohymenophorea, Peniculida, Parameciidae. The record is from the annotation of a GenBank genome assembly.
GAUGUGGUUUGGAUUUAAAAAAUAGAAUGAAAAUCAAAAUGUCUAAUAAGCUCAACAAUCUUCAGCAAAUAGACAUAAGGCAGCUCAUUAAUAAGGUUAGUUAUUGAUAAAUAUAACGUUAGGAGGUCUUAACUUAUCAUUUGGGGAAGAGAAUUCUGAAACCUAGAAAGUGGCAGCAAGUGUGUUUAAAUAAUUGAGUGGGAAGAUCAUAACAGGAAAUUUUGGAUCAUUGAUGUAAAUUAGCAAACCAAUUGCUAUGUCUUUGGAUAUGAGUUUUUUACAUGGAGUGGCUUUGUAAAUAAAAACAAUAUAUAAAUUAGAGGACAUACAUUUAGUAAUUUAUUGGAAAGAUGUAGUCAAUUGGCACCAAUUGAAUAAAUUAAAUAUAUCUCAGCUUAUUGUGUAAGAAUUGGAAUCAUAUUAUAGAUAUCUGGAAUGCAUUGUAAUGGUGAGAUCACAAAAAUGAAAUCACCUUUAGAUCCAUUAGUGGGAGAGACAAUUUAGGUAAUUUUAAAGUAUAUUUGAGUAUAGUUGGUGAAAGAGGAUGGCACAUAGUUUUUUGCAGAAUAAACUUCUUUUGAUCCACCAAUUUGUUUUUAUUACAUAUAGGGAAAUAAUUAUAAAAUAUAUGGAGAUGACAGAUUAGAAAUAUAAGUACAUAAGACUGUGAAUUCAUUAACAGGGGUUUAGAAUGGUAGAUAAACNUAGUAAUAUAAAAUUGACGUUUUGUACAUUAAUUAAUAUUUUCAUAGUAAAAUUAAUAUAUAUAUAUAAAUAUGA